AUGCCUGAAGGUUUUCAGUCACUUAACCAGACAUUGCCAUCUGCUAUAAGUAGCAUAGCUCAUUUGGAAUCCCUUAAUGACAGUUUCAUUUUAGGUGCAAAGCAAAGUGAAGAUGUAUCCCCUGGGUUAGAAAUACUGGCUUUAAUUUCUGUCACAUAUGCUGUUAUUAUUUCUGUCGGUAUCCUUGGAAACACAAUACUUAUAAAAGUAUUUUUUAAAAUCAAGUCAAUGCAGACUGUUCCUAAUAUUUUCAUCACCAGCCUGGCUUUUGGAGAUCUUCUUCUACUGCUGACCUGCGUGCCAGUGGACGCAUCUCGGUAUAUAGUGGACACGUGGAUGUUUGGAAGAGCUGGCUGUAAGAUCAUUUCCUUCAUACAGCUUACCUCUGUCGGAGUAUCUGUGUUUACUUUAACUGUCCUCAGUGCUGACAGGUACAGAGCCAUUGUGAAACCCUUGCAAUUGCAGACCUCAGAUGCUGUUUUGAAGACAUGUGGCAAAGCUGUUUGUGUUUGGAUCAUUUCCAUGCUCCUUGCUGCUCCAGAAGCUGUGUUCUCAGAUUUGUAUGAAUUUGGCAGCUCAGAAAAAAAUAGCACUUUUGAAGCCUGUGCUCCAUAUCCAGUCUCUGAAAAGAUUCUGCAAGAGACACAUUCCCUAAUAUGCUUCCUGGUAUUCUACAUUGUUCCCCUGUCAAUCAUUUCUGCAUAUUACUUCCUUAUUGCAAAAACCCUGUACAAAAGUACUUUCAACAUGCCAGCUGAAGAGCACACUCACGCCCGAAAACAGAUAGAAUCGCGCAAACGAGUGGCAAAAACUGUGCUGGUUCUGGUGGCGCUAUUUGCUGUGUGUUGGCUCCCUAACCAUAUGCUCUACUUGUAUCGAUCCUUCACAUAUCACUCCGCAGUGAAUUCCUCUGUGUUUCACCUGUCAGCCACAAUCUUUGCGCGAGUACUGGCUUUCAGCAACUCGUGUGUGAACCCAUUUGCUUUGUAUUGGCUAAGCAGGAGCUUUAGGCAGCAUUUUAAAAAGCAACUGUAUUGUUGUAAGACUGAACCUCCUGUAUCCCAACAAAGUCCGACCCACAGCAGUACCAUAACUGGAAUUACCGCUGUGAAAGGCAACAUCCAGAUGUCUGAAAUUAGCAUUACAUUAUUAAGUGCUUACGAUGUAAAGAAAGAGUGACAGUGUCGCCAAAUAAGUUAUAAAAAGUUUAUAAAACUUACUGUUAACAAAAGAUGGAUAAAGUUUUUGUUGCUGCA
Messenger RNA from Bombina bombina (fire-bellied toad), 1256 nucleotides. RefSeq names its product bombesin receptor subtype 3 (gene BRS3). The record is from RefSeq and is a predicted model, not a curated record. Gene Ontology annotation, cellular component: membrane. Lineage: Eukaryota; Metazoa; Chordata; Amphibia; Anura; Bombinatoridae. The coding region runs from base 1 to 1179 and encodes 392 amino acids. Gene Ontology annotation, molecular function: G protein-coupled peptide receptor activity. Gene Ontology annotation, biological process: G protein-coupled receptor signaling pathway. The transcript has 3 exons.